Torulaspora globosa is the source of this 417-nucleotide messenger RNA. It is a transcript of the gene MRPL38, whose product is annotated as mitochondrial 54S ribosomal protein uL14m. Bases 1 to 417 code for a protein of 138 amino acids. Gene Ontology annotation, biological process: translation. Gene Ontology annotation, cellular component: ribosome; mitochondrial large ribosomal subunit. The record is from RefSeq and is a predicted model, not a curated record. Gene Ontology annotation, molecular function: large ribosomal subunit rRNA binding; structural constituent of ribosome. Lineage: Eukaryota; Fungi; Ascomycota; Saccharomycetes; Saccharomycetales; Saccharomycetaceae. The transcript has a single exon.
AUGAUCUACCUUAAAUCCAUGCUGAAAGUUAUUGACAAUUCCGGAGCACAACUAGCGGAAUGCAUCAAAGUUCUGAAAAAGGGCUCACCAAAAUCACCGGCUAGGAUUGGUGACAGAAUAGUAUGCGUUGUUCAGAAAGCUAAACCGUUGACACAGAAUAUCACAGGUACAUCGAGCACUAAUAGAGUCAAAAAGGGCGAUAUAGUCCACGGAAUCGUGGUUCGUACGAAGCAAAGAAAUAUGCAAAGAGAAGAUGGAUCUACUGUAGCCUUUGGCGACAAUGCCUGCGUUUUAAUCAAUAAGAAUACGGGAGAGCCUUUAGGGACGAGAAUAAUGGCCAACGAUGGAUGCGUUGGCAGGGAACUGAGGGAUAAGGGAUACAACAAAAUAUGCUCGCUGGCCAGCAGAGUUGUAUGA